Stegodyphus dumicola is the source of this 1019-nucleotide messenger RNA. It is a transcript of the gene ND-B18, whose product is annotated as NADH dehydrogenase (ubiquinone) B18 subunit. The record is from RefSeq and is a predicted model, not a curated record. Lineage: Eukaryota; Metazoa; Arthropoda; Arachnida; Araneae; Eresidae. Gene Ontology annotation, cellular component: mitochondrion; respiratory chain complex I.
UGUAUUUACUUUAUUUUAGCGAUAAAAGCAACGCAACAAGAAAUGGAAUCUGCUGCAAUACCUCCCGCAUUAAGAGACUACUGCGUCGAUAAAUAUUUAGUUUUUCUUGGAUGUCGAAGGGAGCAUUUUCCAUUAGUAUACAAAUGCCACCAUGAACUGCAUGAUUAUCAUACUUGUGAAUACGAAGACCAUGUCAUUAGGAUGAAAGAACAUGAAAGAGAAAGACGACUAAACAAGCUAGCCGAGAAGAAACGGAAACAGAUGGAAAAGGCUGAAGAUUAGUUACAUGAAUUUAAAAGCUGUAGUUUCUUUCUUUGAAAUCUGAAUAUGAAUAAAUUUCUAGGUAUAUAUAUAUAUAUAUAUAUAUAUAUAUAUAUAUAUAUAUAUAUAUGUUUACACUUGAAUUCAUCUUUCUUCAUCUAGUUCUGUCAUGUAUUAUCAAAUGUUGAAAAUUUUGUAAAAUGAAAAUUUGAUUAUGUGUCAUGCUUCUGUCAGCUCUGUUAGCUACUGAAUACUUCAAUGAGUACAAAAAAGCAUUAUUUAGAAGUCAAAUUAUACAUUUUUUUAAUACAGUGUUUAGGACAAAAUGUAACAAAUAUGUCAUUACACCAUAAAUAAAACUACACAGAAAAUAUUUUCUAUAGUAUCUGAUCAUGUUUGGUUCAUGACAAUUUUGAUUGAUUAAACAGUAUGAAAAAAAAAUCCUUCAAAACAGCAAUGGAUGUCAUAAUGUAUCUAAUGUGAAAGUUCAUUUAUGAACAAUCUGUUCAUAAUGUUUCUGGAAAUUAUUUAUUAUUACACCAUAAAUAAAACUACACAGAAAAUAUUUUCUACAGUAUCUGAUCAUGUUUGGUUCAUGACAAUUUUGAUUGAUUAAACAGUAUGAAAAAAAAAAUCCUUCAAAACAGCAAUGGAUGUCAUAAUGUAUCUAAUGUGAAAGUUCAUUUAUGAACAAUCUGUUCAUAAUGUUUCUGGAAAUUAUUUAUUAUUACACCAUAAAUAAAACUACACAGAAAAUA